AUGUAUGAGGAGAUCAAGAAAGCAAAUCCCGAAUGGUUGCUCAAUCCUAAGACUGAAGCAACCAACAAAGCGUGUAUCGCAGUCAAACUAUCAGACACAACUACCAUAUCCACCAGCAUUACACAAGGACUCUUGCUCCUGCUAGCAAACCUUAAUCCCAUCAAUGAGACUCGGCCGAUUUCGGACUUAGAAGCAUUGCACGUCAUAGAGCAUCACUUGCCUCAAGGAGAAGCCCAGCCACCACUUGUAUUGUUCCCGAGGAGACAGGACAUAAAUGACUGGUAUUUCCAUGUGCAUCACACAUCGAGAUGUAAUGACGACUGCAGAUUCCAUCCUGUCAUGCUUGAAAUAUUCGGGAAGCAAAGAUGUCCACAUGGAGAUAUUCUAGUGGUAAAGGAUGGCACAGGUUACAUCCCCGAUAGUCCUGAAUUUGAUGUAGACUGUGAGGAAUUGGGGAGAACUUUAUGGUGGUAUAUCAGGAGUGGGAUUAAUCCUGUACAGGAGGCGAGUGAGAGACGACUAAUUAAUGUACAAGGCAUGAGAGACAUAGACACAAUGUACGACAGAAUUUCACAAAUGCUGGCCACUAACCCAGGAGCAAACAAGGCUAAGAAUAAUGACAUUACAAUGACAGGGAAGUAA
Molecule: messenger RNA, 642 nt
Organism: Suillus subalutaceus
Lineage: Eukaryota; Fungi; Basidiomycota; Agaricomycetes; Boletales; Suillaceae
Exons: 3
Coding region: 1-642 (213 amino acids)
Source: RefSeq, a predicted model, not a curated record